CUCAUUUACUAGCAUUUGUGAGAGGUAGGUCAAAGCGAGGGGGCACCUCUGUUGCAAUGUUCUCCCUCCAAUUCUCAUGUCUCUCAAUACCUACCCUCCAAAUCCCUAAUCCCAAUUCCAAACCCAAAUCCCUAAAUCUCUUCCCCACAUCCCAAAAUUUCAUCAAAUCCUUCUACUCUCUUAAACCCUCCAUCUCCAAGCUCUACCAGUACCCACCUUCAUUAAACCCUAACUCCCCGAGAUUCCAUUGUUCACUACCUGGACCACCUUCGUUAAGGGUACAAUGCAGUAGUAGAGAUGUGGAAGCCCUGCCUGAGGCCGGCGGAAAUGAGGGCAGUAGAGAUGUAGAAGCUCGGCCUGGGGGCGGCGGAAAUGAGGGCGGAAAUGGUGGAGGAGGUGGGGAGGAAGAGGAGGAGAACCAGGGACUUCUCCCUGAAUGGGCGAAUGUUACGUCGGAAGAUGCGAAGACCUUCAUCGGUGCUCUUGUGAUUGCUUUUGCGUUCCGGACCUUUGUGGCCGAGCCACGGUACAUCCCUUCCCUUUCCAUGUACCCCACGUUUGAUGUUGGAGAUCGCAUUGUUGCUGAGAAGGUUUCAUAUUACUUUAGAAGGCCAUGUGUUAAUGACGUUGUGAUCUUCAAGAGCCCUCCUGUCUUGCAGGAAGUGGGUUAUACUGAUGAUGAUGUUUUUAUCAAAAGAGUUGUUGCAAAGGAAGGUGAUGUUGUUGAGGUUCAUGAUGGAAAGCUUAUAGUAAAUGGUACUCCCAGAAAUGAAGAGUAUAUUCUUGAGCCGCCGACCUACAAUAUGAAUCCAAUUAAAGUACCCGAAAAUUCCGUAUUUGUGAUGGGUGAUAACAGAAAUAACAGCUAUGAUUCACAUAUAUGGGGUCCGCUUCCUUCAAAGAACAUACUAGGAAGAUCAGUAUUCCGGUAUUGGCCACCGAGCAGGAUUGGAAAGACAGUUCGUGAUGUAAGUUGCCUAAACUGAAGGCAAAUGAUAGUUCUGUUGUACAAUAACAAAGCUGUGUGAUGGUGAUUGAAAUUAGAAAAGAACAAUUGAUUGCGCAUUCAUUUGAUUUUUGAGUGAGUAGUUUGUAUUUUUUGUUUUGUGGAAGAGAUUCUUGUAUCACAAACUUGGUUCUUAUUGAAAAUUUUAAUUGAUUAUUGUCAA
This is a messenger RNA of Dioscorea cayenensis subsp. rotundata (Guinea yam), 1169 nucleotides long. Its product is annotated as chloroplast processing peptidase. Lineage: Eukaryota; Viridiplantae; Streptophyta; Magnoliopsida; Dioscoreales; Dioscoreaceae. Gene Ontology annotation, molecular function: serine-type endopeptidase activity. Gene Ontology annotation, biological process: thylakoid membrane organization. The transcript has 6 exons. Gene Ontology annotation, cellular component: chloroplast thylakoid membrane. The record is from RefSeq and is a predicted model, not a curated record. The coding region runs from base 57 to 986 and encodes 309 amino acids.